AUGGCUUAUAUUGAAGCUUCUGAGCAAUUAGAGAAAGUAAUAAACAAGAGCGUCAAAGAAAUGUCCAUUAAUGGCGAUAAUCCACCUUCUCUAUAUCUCCUCACAGAAACCAAAUUCGGUUCCAUUAACGCUUCCGCUCCUAUGGCUCAAAUUCCAAUAAUUAACCUAAGUCUCUUCUCUGAAUCAUCUUCAUCUUCACCAACCGAAUCGAACGAACUGAACAACCUCAAAGAAUCUCUCACCUCAUGGGGCUGCUUUCAGCUAACAGAUCAUGGAAUGUCUAAAGAGUUCCUCGAGAAAGUACGCGGGAUCACGAAAGGAUUCUUCGCGAAUACUGAAGAAGAGAAGAAGAAAUCAGGUCGUCAAGCUGGAAGUGCAGAAGGAUAUGGAAUUGAUAGAGUUGUCUCAGAUAAUCAAAUCCUCGACUGGUGCGAUCGUCUCUCUCUACGGAUCUUCCCUGAAGAUCAGAGGAAAUUGAAUCUCUGGCCAAAUCAUCCAGAAAAUUUCAGGUAUUCAUUCAUCAAUUCAUCUUCCUUUCUAAGAAGCGGUUAUUAG
This is a messenger RNA of Impatiens glandulifera, 555 nucleotides long. Its product is annotated as protein SRG1-like. The transcript has 2 exons. Lineage: Eukaryota; Viridiplantae; Streptophyta; Magnoliopsida; Ericales; Balsaminaceae. Bases 1 to 555 code for a protein of 184 amino acids. The record is from RefSeq and is a predicted model, not a curated record.